This is a messenger RNA of Arachis duranensis, 1205 nucleotides long. Its product is annotated as aquaporin SIP1-2. The coding region runs from base 93 to 824 and encodes 243 amino acids. Gene Ontology annotation, biological process: transmembrane transport. Gene Ontology annotation, molecular function: water channel activity. The transcript has a single exon. The record is from RefSeq and is a predicted model, not a curated record. Lineage: Eukaryota; Viridiplantae; Streptophyta; Magnoliopsida; Fabales; Fabaceae. Gene Ontology annotation, cellular component: membrane.
UUCUCUAAUCUCAAGUUCUUAUUUCUAGCCAACCAACCACAAACUGUGAAGUGUGAAGAGUUUCCACUUUCCAUUUCAAGAAUAUAACACUUAUGGGGGCUAUAAAAUCAGCCAUGGGAGAUGCAAUCUUAACAUCAGUAUGGGUCUUCAGCCUCUCAUCACAAAGGAUUAUCUCAUCAGAGAUAUCUUCCUUUCUUGGAUUCAAACCAUUCACACUUCCAUCACUAUUCCUCUCAACAAUCAUAAACUCCAUCAUAGUCUUCACCAUAACCUCCAUUGGAAGGCUCUUAGGUGGUGCAAGCUUCAACCCUUCAUCCACAGUUUCAUCCUACUUCUUAGGCCUAAGGCCAGAUUCAUCACUCUCAUCAUUGGCCAUAAGGUUCCCUGCUCAAGCACUUGGUGGGGCCCUUGGUGCAAAAGGGUUACUUUCUGUGGUGCCCCCACAGUAUAAGAUUUUGCUGAAAGGUCCUUACUUGAAGGUGGAUUUACACACUGGUGCUUUUGCUGAAGGAGCAUUGGUUUUUGCACUUAACUUGGCUAUACUCAUUAUUGUUAUGAAGGGUCCUAAGAAUCCUUUCUUGAAGGUUUAUAUGAUUUCUUUGACAACUUUGACUUUGGCUAUUUGUGGUUCUGGUUACACUGGACCUUCUAUGAACCCUGCAAAUGCAUUUGGUUGGGCUUAUAUGUAUAAUAGGCAUAUGAAUUGGGAGCUGUUUUAUGUCUAUUGGAUUUGUCCUUUUAUUGGGGCAUUUUUUGCUGCUUUGGUUUAUAAGGCUCUGUUUAUGUCACCACCAGAGAUGAUGAAGAAGCAGAAGAAAGCUUGAGACUUGAGACACCACAAUUGUUAGUCAAGUAUUUUUCUUCACAUUUUAAUUCAUGUUUCUUUUCUUAUACUAUUUGCUAUACAUUUUAAUUCAUGUUUCAUUUAUGAUUAAAGAUUUCCAUGUUCUAAAGUUUAAGCAAUUUUGGAGCAUGCAUUAAAUGUGCUCUAAGCCCAAUUCAUGUUUUUGAUGAAUUGGUCAGUUUCAGUUGCAUUGAUGUGCAUGCAAAUAUUAAUGUCAAAGCUGCUAAAUUGUACACAUUUACAAAUACAACCCAUGUGAUUAUCUGAAAGGUGAAAUUCUAUGGCAAAAAUGGGGAUAACCACUAGCUUUGAUUUGUUGCAAUCUGUUUCAGAGACAAUAAUAUGAUACAUCAUACUAAAA